Diprion similis is the source of this 4187-nucleotide messenger RNA. It is a transcript of the gene SppL, whose product is annotated as signal peptide peptidase-like 3. Gene Ontology annotation, molecular function: aspartic endopeptidase activity, intramembrane cleaving. The coding region runs from base 374 to 1549 and encodes 391 amino acids. The record is from RefSeq and is a predicted model, not a curated record. Gene Ontology annotation, biological process: membrane protein proteolysis. Lineage: Eukaryota; Metazoa; Arthropoda; Insecta; Hymenoptera; Diprionidae. The transcript has 7 exons. Gene Ontology annotation, cellular component: Golgi-associated vesicle membrane; cytoplasmic side of endoplasmic reticulum membrane; lumenal side of endoplasmic reticulum membrane.
CCGACGAGUCCCGUAUUCCCGAUUUCACGCUUGGUGGGUUAGAUUGUUGUGUCAAUUCCUCGGAAGUUUUUACUCUUGGUGAAUGGUGGACGGAGAUAUUUUCAUAGGUAUCGAUGAGAAUUAUCACGGACAAUGAACUCCAUUUUGGGUGCAACUUUACGGUGUGUAUUUGUGUGGCAGGUGCUAGACGAAGGUCUUGAAGGGCUUUAAAGAGCUACACGGUACCGCACCUGCUGUUAUGCUGAGAUUCUCUAAUUCUAGCUGUGGCUGUAGAUGAUCUAAGGAACAACUCAGCUCGGAUAGAAAAGGAAAUCUAAAUGACACGCAGUGUUUCAGUAUAGCGUUUAGAGCUACGGCCAUAGGCUCGUCAAAGAUGGCCACAAAUCAAGUGGAUUACCAGUGGGCUUAUUCCAUCAUGGAUUCUUCCAGAGUUUCAACGUUUUUGAUAUCAAUUCUGUUGAUUGUAUAUGGCAGUUUUCGAUCACUGAACAUGGAACAAGAAGCCAGAGAAAGAGAGAAAGAGAAAGAACGAACUAAUUUGCUGUCAGGAAUAGUGAGCACGGGAACUUCGGAUUGUGCUAAUGGCGGAGGCGUUCAAACGCUAGAAACUAUGCACGCUCUAUGUUUGCCCCUUGGUGCUUCAGUCUCCCUUCUGAUCAUGUUCUUUUUCUUCGACAGCAUGCAAAUGCUCUUUGCAAUAUGUACUGCAAUCAUAGCUACGGUAGCGCUAGCUUUCUUGUUGUUACCAAUGUGUCAGUAUAUCAUCCGACCUUGUUCUGAUGGGAACAAAAUAUCGUUUGGUAUGUGUGGGAGAUUCACAGGUGCGGAGCUACUGUCAUUUUCCCUGAGCGUGAGCAUCGUGUGCAUUUGGGUACUCACUGGCCAUUGGUUGUUGAUGGAUGCCAUGGGAAUGGGACUGUGCGUUGCAUUCAUAGCAUUUGUCCGAUUGCCCAGUCUCAAAGUUUCCACUCUACUUCUAACGGGCCUUCUCAUAUACGAUGUUUUUUGGGUCUUCUUCUCUUCCUACAUAUUCAGCACAAACGUCAUGGUCAAGGUUGCAACACGCCCUGCAGAUAAUCCAGUCGGUUUGGUGGCACGUAGAUUGCAUUUAGGAGGUGUAGCCAGAGAAGCUCCUAAACUUUCUCUGCCUGGCAAGCUAGUAUUCCCAUCUAUGCAUCAAGCGGGGCAUUUUUCAAUGCUGGGUCUUGGAGAUGUGGUUAUGCCAGGUUUACUGCUCUGUUUUGUCCUACGUUAUGAUGCAUAUAAAAAAAGCCAGUUAUUGCCGGGUGGUUGCGAAACAGGUGUUCCUCCGCCACGCCAUUUAAGUCGCAUUAGUUACUUCCAUUGUUCGUUGAUUGGUUACUUUCUUGGACUACUCACUGCAACCGUCAGUUCGGAAGUCUUCAAAGCAGCCCAACCAGCACUCCUCUACCUCGUACCUUUCACACUACUGCCACUACUUACCAUGGCUUAUUUGAAGGGGGACUUACGUCGCAUGUGGAGUGAACCGUUUAUAACUCAUCCACCUUCAAAACAUAUGGAAGUUUGACAGCUGUCACGAUCCAUGCCAAAUCACAAUCUCCACCACAUAAACAUGUAUCGUGAGAAUUUCACUGUCAUUCGAGAUCAUUGUCUUUUUUUCAUCAACGUCAUUUUGUGUAAGUAAUUUUUCUCCCAAUUUACUAUUUUAUUCACGCGCAGUGGAAUAGCGCAUAAGUGCAGUGUUGGAUUCGAAAAAAAAAGAAGAAGUUGUUUGCAUUAUUACUUUUGACCCAGUAAAAAUAAUGCAACAGUAAUUAACGCCACAGAAUCUAUGCAAAUGGCUGCUUGUUAUUAAUCAAUCGUCGUAUUAUGGGUUGAUUACAUAGUUCAAUUUAAUUUAAACUGAGAUUACUAGCUGGGGAAAAUGGUACUGGAUUACAGGAGAACUAAUAAUUAGCGGUUUACUGCAAUUUCUAAUUUUCGCAAUUUACACGUGAUAUAGGUAAUUUAUUAUUAUGUAUCUCAAUUACUUAAGUUGGCUUUGAAGAAUUUAAGAGUUAUAUGACAUGUAGAAAUAGUUAUUUCCGAGAAUACUAGUUUCCCCAUAAUUUUCUUGCAUGUUGACUUUGGCGUUAACACGAUAUUACAGUAAUACCUAUUCUAGAUUUAAUAACAACAGAAAAUGUUCCAUUCAAUUUCUCAAAAACCCAAAGAAUAUACACGUUGGUGCACUGUACUACACAGCUGCAUAUAUCAAAAUUCUAGGUAUAUUACUCCAAGUCCCUUUUUCAAAAGUAAAUCUGCAUCAAAAAUGUGGUUUGUGGCGUAAGACAUAAUUGUACGGUUUAAUAGAAUAACAAUUAUGCAAAACUUACAUGAGAAUAGGUUUUGGUCAUUCUAGUGCUUUUUUGUUAUUAUAGUAUUUUUGAAACUCUACAGAAUAUUUUUAAAAUCAUUUCUUUCACUUAACGCAAUAAUGUCACGAGUAUUUAAAUCGUUUAAUCGAUUUUUACUAGUGAUUCUAAAAUACAAUGUGAUGGUAGACUUGUAUAGCGUUCUACAACUGAAACUGGUUAACGUGAUAGGGUAACACAAAAAUUGACCAACAUGAAAAAUGAUGAUAAAGAGAAUUUUAAUUUGUAUUCAAAUUUGGUGAAAAUCAUUUUGUGAGUUGUAAUCUGAAGUGAUGCAUGAUUUACGAUAAGUAUUAUCACUCAUUAGGUAUAUUUCAUUCGUUAUAUUGUUGAAUAUUUACGUUAGACUAUUGUACGCUCGAGCAAUUUAAAGAUAACAUCGGAUAGAUCAUUUGGUAAAUUUGUCACUGGUGGUGGCGUCCCAGCAUUUGUAAGACUGCUGCUGAAGAUUUACUAAAAUUAGGUAUUUAUCGAGAAACUGAGGCAGUCAACAGAUUAAUUUUUUUUAUUUUUAUACUAUUAAUUUCUCCCUGUCAUCCAGUACCUUUUGGUCUGUCAUACUACUAUUUGAAUGUAAACAGUAAAAGUACAUAAUUCGUACAGAAGAAAUCUGUUUUAAUUUAUUAUGGAAUGAUUCUAAUUUGAAAGUGUACAUAACAUAUUAGAGUUAUGACUAUAAGUGAUCAUUUGACGAAUUCGUAAGUGCAUCCAGUGAAGAAGUGUGCAGGUUGUGACUUUAUUUUAAAACAGCUUUAGUUUCAUACAAAGCAACUUUUCUGUACAUACAUACAUAUAUACAUACAUACAUACAUACAUACGUACGCACGUACAUACAUAGGUGAAUACACACACACACAUACACACACGUAUACAUAUAUGAUAAUUUUUAGUGUUUUAAGAUUAUCUAGAAUUAUCCGACAUCGUAAAAAGUUGAAGUUAUUUAAGUGAAAUUGUUGCACAAAGUUACGGACAAGAAAAGAAAGCUCUUACAUUGGAAACAUUUCCCUACAUCAAAGUCUACAGAAUCGUAUUGAAUUUCAUAAUUUUCAGGAGCAAUAAAAGUAGGUAACGAAACAUCAUUGCUUGUGUGUACAAUGAUACUACGCGAUUUCGUUGAAUAUAUUGUUUCUUGAGAUUGGAGAAAAUUGAGGCACACUCCUUAUUAUGCUCGUUGGGUUCUUCAGUCAAAUUAGAAAAUUUAUUAUAACGUGUUAUCAAUGGGUAAUCUAUGGUUCUUUCUAUCUAUGAAUCCCCUGAAUGCAUUUCAUCAGUUAUGCACAUACUAGUCUUACCGCAAUUCAUACGUAAAUUAUCAGAAAUUACAACAUGCAAAGUUAGAAUAACAAUCAAUUAUUCUGUAACUUAAAUUUGCAACUUUAUUUAUUUGCUAACUUAAUAUUAGCACAGAAAAAUAGAUCCUAUCUAAAGUGAAAUGAUGUGUUGAUAUUAAUGAUUUGAAAGAAAUCGAUUUGAAUUUAUUCAAAAGUAAAAUGAAUGAUCACAAACAAUGAUAUUCAAAUUACUUAUGGUAGAAAAUAAUUAUAUAUAUACGUAUACAUGCAAACAUACAUGUAUGGAAAAUAUUCAACUUUCUCUUUGCCAGAUAUUUCGAACAAACAUCGUACCCUUGCAAGAGACUGCUAGGUUUCAUUUAUUGACUUAAUUUUAAAAUGAGGAAUAUGUGGAGAAUGAUGAAUCAAGGUCAAACAUUGAAAUAACACUUGUAUAUGAAAAAAUGCAUCUUUGUCAAUAAUGCUUAAAUCAAUACGUUUAUCAUUCCAUGAAAAACAU